This is a messenger RNA of Funneliformis geosporum, 534 nucleotides long. The record is from the annotation of a GenBank genome assembly. Lineage: Eukaryota; Fungi; Glomeromycota; Glomeromycetes; Glomerales; Glomeraceae.
AUGUCUAACAAAGAAAAGAAAGAGUUUGAAUUUAUAGAACAGCCAGGCUCUCCAAAUAAACGUCCUCAAGAUUCUUGUCCAAAUUCUUAUCCAAUAAAGAUUGCUAAAAAUAAGAAUAUUACGCUUUUUAAUGAAAGUCUCAAACGUCUUGAUCUAAAAACUAACCUUAAUUCCCUAUAUGUUGGCAAAGAUUCAAACACAAUAAUAAUUAUUCGCUACCUAUUGUCCUAUUUAAGCAUCAAUGUGAAUCUUAAGUUUGUGAAUAACAGAAAGGAAGAGUGUAUGAUCAAGUAUACAACUGGUUCAUUCAAUAUAUUGCAAAUUGUGGCUAAAUCAAAGUUUGAGAGUUUAGCAGAUUGUAAACUGAAUGACAUUUAUUUUGAACAUCAAGGGAAAGAAAUAGGAAAUGCAUAUUAUUUUGAACAUCUAGUUGAGAAAUUUAAAGAAGAGGGCAAAAAUGAACUUAGUUUUGAUCUAAAGGCUCUAAUCAGGAACCAAAAUCUUUUGUCAAUUAGAAGCUCGAGGAAGUUUUGA